AUGGCCGAGCCUCAGAUUCCCCAGACAUUAGUUGACUGGCUCGACGACCUCUGCGUGCGCUUCCUCCUCAACCUGCCCGCCUCCGAGCUCUCCUCCGUGCCGCGGCUUUGCUUCCAGGUGGAAGAGGCACAAUGGUUCUACGAAGACUUCGUCCGCCCCGCCGUGCAGGCCUCCGGCGCCCAGCCUCUUCCCCAUCUACCCCUCAGGCAAUUCUGUCUGCUCCUCUUCCACCAUUGCCCGCUCUUUAGUGGCUUUACCGACGCGCAGCACCUCGCAGCCUAUGAGGAGUUCUUAGCAUACAAAGUGCGCGUGCCGGUACGCGGGGCAAUUCUGAUGGACCAGAAUAUGGAGAAGAUGGUGCUCGUCCGCGGGUGGAAGAGUGGCUCUUCCUGGUCCUUCCCUCGGGGCAAGAUCAACAAGGAUGAGAGAGAUCUCGACUGCGCCAUUCGCGAGGUCUACGAAGAGACGGGCUACAAUCUAUCUACCUCCGGCCUGCUUCCCGAGAACGAAGACGAUCUGAAGUACAUUGACAUUGUCAUGCGGGAGCAACACAUGCGUCUCUUCGUCGUUCGUGGAGUGCCCGAAGACACUUAUUUCGAGACUCAGACGAGGAAGGAAAUCGGCAAGAUUCAGUGGUUUGGGAUCAAAGACCUACCCGGUUUCAAGAAACAAAGUAAACAGCAGCAGCAGCAGAACGAGGGGGAGACGGCGCAUGCCAACAAAUUCUACAUGGUCGCCCCUUUCUUGGGCCCUUUGAAGAAGUGGAUUGGGCAACAAAGGAAG
Messenger RNA from Neohortaea acidophila, 783 nucleotides. Its product is annotated as Dcp2, box A domain-containing protein. Gene Ontology annotation, molecular function: 5'-(N(7)-methylguanosine 5'-triphospho)-[mRNA] hydrolase activity; manganese ion binding; RNA binding. Gene Ontology annotation, biological process: nuclear-transcribed mRNA catabolic process, nonsense-mediated decay; deadenylation-dependent decapping of nuclear-transcribed mRNA. Lineage: Eukaryota; Fungi; Ascomycota; Dothideomycetes; Mycosphaerellales; Teratosphaeriaceae. The annotation marks the transcript as partial. The record is from RefSeq and is a predicted model, not a curated record. Gene Ontology annotation, cellular component: cytoplasm; P-body. The transcript has a single exon.